This is a messenger RNA of Gadus chalcogrammus (walleye pollock), 1901 nucleotides long. RefSeq names its product ephrin-A5b (gene efna5b). The transcript has 5 exons. Gene Ontology annotation, cellular component: plasma membrane; external side of plasma membrane. Gene Ontology annotation, molecular function: ephrin receptor binding. The record is from RefSeq and is a predicted model, not a curated record. The coding region runs from base 1145 to 1837 and encodes 230 amino acids. Gene Ontology annotation, biological process: axon guidance; regulation of cell-cell adhesion; regulation of actin cytoskeleton organization. Lineage: Eukaryota; Metazoa; Chordata; Actinopteri; Gadiformes; Gadidae.
CAGUCGGCAGUCUGACUCGCCUUCGGUAUCACCUUCUUGCGCCCCGCCGUUCGGUUUCCCAAACAUCAGAGGAGGAGGAGGGGGGGGAUAACGCUAUCUACAUGGAGAUGUUUGCUUCUUCUUCUGUUUUUUCUCCCUCUGCUCCGCAUCAUGGCCAGCUAUAUAUGAGGAGGAUUCCUCUGUAAUGCUGGCAUUUAGGUUCGAGGGAAUAAACAAGCGUCCCCUUCUGUCGCGCAGCAGCAGCAGCAGCAGCAGCAGCAGCAGAGGACCCAGGCUGGCUGUCCGCUCCGGCCCGAGGACUCCUCCCCGCCACGACCGUGACACUUCCACCACAUCGCCGUGAAGGAUAGCAAGCCUUUUUUCCCCCGCCAGUCAGCGUGUGAACGUUGGGACAGAAGGAUCAAGGUUUCCACGUCGCUCACCCCCCCAUCCAUUCCGAUGCCGGCGGGGACUGAGUAGGUGGCUUUGAAAAGUUGCCUGGCGAACGGGGACAUCUGACGUAGGACACCACAAGGCGUCAUUGGACACGUUCAGCCUUUUUUUUCUCCUAAUACGUCUUGAGGUUGAUCUCCACGUUGUCUAUUGGAGAGGGCGACCCCCUUUUGCCACAGACUGCGUCCGACUCUACGCAUAAACGAGGGCGCAAUAACGGCUGUUUUGCGCAUUGUUUUCUGUGUUUCCGAACACUGCUUUCGACAGUGUGUGUGUGUUUGUGGAAGAUUUUUUUAUAUUGAUCAGUAGGACCAUCAGCGGACCUGUCACCAGUGACGUCCCGCGCAACACAUGCGUCCCUGCGAGUCUCGGACCUACACCUCUUAACAGUUGAUACUCUACAAAAAAUAGACACAGCGAUACGUUGAUGCUUUUUCAACAUUGAACUGCUUUUUUUUGUACCACUGUUAUUAACAAGUGUCCACACCAAAAGUGCCCCCAUCGGAUGAACACUGACGCGCAUUUCUCUCCGCGCCUUCUAUGUUGUGUCUUUUUUUCUCGAACUGCUCCAGAAACCACACGACCACAUGUGCCUGAGGCACGUCACCCGUCCCACCUGAAGCGUCCCUGAAAGCCCGAUCCACCUACUGACCGCGCUUCGCAAGCCGAGAUUGAAGAGGAAUACGUGGCGUGAAGUUUUCCGGCUGUAGUGAUGCUGCAAGUGGAAAUGGUCCUCUUCGUGUGCCUGGUGAUGUGGAUGUGUGUAUUUAGCCAGGAGCCGAGCUCCAAAGUGGUGGCCGACCGCUAUGCCGUCUUCUGGAACAGGACCAACCCGAGGUUCCACCGCAGCGACUACCACAUCGACGUCUGCAUCAACGACUACCUGGACGUGUACUGUCCCCACUACGAGGACUCGGUGCCGGUGGAGCGGGCCGAGCGCUACGUCCUGUACAUGGUCAACUACGACGGCUACAGCACGUGCGACCACACCGCCAAGGGCUUCAAGCGCUGGGAGUGCAACCGGCCGCACUCCCCCAAUGGGCCGCUCAAGUUCUCCGAGAAGUUCCAGCUCUUCACCCCCUUCUCCCUGGGCUUCGAGUUCCGCCCGGGCAGAGAGUACUACUACAUCUCCUCAACCAUCGCUGAGAACGGGAAGAAAACAUGCCUGAAGUUAAAAGUUUUCGUCCGACCAUCAAACAACUGUGUGAAAACUAUUGGGGUACAUGACCGCGUUUUCGAUGUAGACGACAAAGUAGACAAUUCAUUAGAACCACGAGACGAUACCAGCCAUGAAUCGGCCGAGCCUUCCCGAAGCGAUGCAACAAACGCUGCACCGCACCUGCGGAUAGCAAGUCCUCUGCUGGCGGCAGUGCUGCUCUGCCUAGUCGCUCUCAUCACCUUAUAGCGCCUCCCUCUGUUCCGGAGGGCAAUUACACCUGGUGCGGCCUAAAUAUCUGCCCAAUGCUGAA